Molecule: messenger RNA, 4102 nt
Organism: Larimichthys crocea (large yellow croaker)
Lineage: Eukaryota; Metazoa; Chordata; Actinopteri; Sciaenidae
Gene: pou6f2
Product: POU class 6 homeobox 2
Exons: 11
Coding region: 72-2141 (689 amino acids)
Biological process (GO): regulation of transcription by RNA polymerase II
Molecular function (GO): DNA-binding transcription factor activity, RNA polymerase II-specific; RNA polymerase II cis-regulatory region sequence-specific DNA binding
Source: RefSeq, a predicted model, not a curated record
GAAGUAAUCAGCUCCUUCAGUGGAGCAAAGGUAACUAUAGCUACUCAGACAUUCCUGGACUCGGUGGUCAAAUGAAUCCUUCAGAUAUUAGUCGACUCCCUUGGUCUUUCCUCACCCUGCUGACAGCUGCUUGCCAGAGUCCAGAUGAAUGCCAAAGCUCCCUCCAGGAUCCGAUGAUUACAGGGCAGCUAAGCAAGCCGCUGCUCUCCCUGCGCAGCGACAUGAGCGCGGCAGAACUCCGGGCAGACGACAAAGCGGCCACCCCAGACAGCGAUCUGAACGACGAGCCCCUGCUCCUGCCCUCCGAGGCCACGGACAGAGAAGGCUCUCCCAACAAGCUGUAUGGAGCUCGUGACGGUUCGGUCCAGUCUGACACCAGCAGCAGUCCCUCUGAGCAGAGUCAACUAGGGCAGUCCCACCCAGGAUACCCGAUGGGUCCACAGUCUCUCCUGGUGGCCCAGCAGCUGGCCAACGCAGUAGGAGGCGUGAUGUCCGGGGCGGCGCCAGGCAUGAACCAGCCCAUUCUCAUCCCCUUCAACGCAGGCGGACACCUGGGCGGGCAGCAGGGCCUCGUUCUCUCACUGCCUACCGCUAACAUCCAGAGCCUGGUGGCUGCUGCUGCUGCAGGGGGCAUCAUGACGCUCCCGCUCCAGAACCUGCAAGCUACCUCAUCACUGAACUCCCAGCUCCAACACCUGCAGCAGCUCCAACAGAUGCAGCAGCACCACCACCAGCAGCAACAGCAGCAGCAACAACAACACCACCAUCACCAACAGCCCCACGUACACACCCAGAACCAGCUGCCACCUCAACAUCACGUGACCCCACCCAGCCAGCAGCAGCAGCAGACCUCCGUCCCGUCUCCGGGCUCUGCCUGCUCGUCCGCCUCCGGACAGCCGCAGCACUCCCCGCCACACCGGCCCAACCAGUCGCCGGCACGCAGCCUCCCUUCGCCCGUCACCCCGCCCAUGCCUUUGCCGCUGAAUCCGUUGGCCAGCCAGGUAGCAGCGGCAGCAGCCAUGGGAUCCAUCGCCGGCUCUCAGGUGUUUGGAAACACCCUGUCAAACCUGCAAGGAGCCACCGGACAGCUGGUCACCAACGCACAAGGACAGAUAAUUGGAACAAUCCCACUGAUGCCCAACUCUGCAGGGCCCUCCAGCCAAUCAGGAGGUGGCAACCCAGCACUGCAGGUACAGCCAAUUACACCUCAGCUUCUGACCAACGCUCAAGGCCAGAUCAUCGCCACGGUGAUCGGCAAUCAGAUCCUGCCUGUCAUCAACACCCAGGGAAUCACGCUGUCACCAAUCAAGCCUGGACAGCAGCAGCAGGGUCAGACAGGCCCAGCAUCAUCUCAGCCCAACCUGCUCCACAUGCCCCACAGACAAAGUCCUCUCCACCAGGCUUCCUCCUCCUCCUCCACCUCCUCCUCUUCCUCGGCUCUCAGCGUGGGACAGCUGGUCAGCAACCCGCAGACCGCCCCCAGCGAGGUGGACGGGGUCAACCUGGAGGAGAUUCGCGAAUUUGCCAAAGCAUUCAAGAUCCGCCGGCUGUCCCUGGGCCUGACACAGACUCAGGUGGGCCAGGCGCUCAGCGCCGCCGAGGGGCCGGCGUACAGCCAGUCUGCCAUCUGCAGACACACCAUCCUGAGAAGCCACUUUUUCCUACCACAGGAAGCCCAAGAGAACACUAUAGGUAACAGUCUGACAGGCAAACUGAACCCUGGCCUUUUAUAUCCUGCCAGGUUUGAGAAGUUGGACAUCACCCCUAAAAGCGCCCAGAAGAUUAAGCCCGUUCUGGAGCGCUGGAUGGCCGAGGCUGAAGCCCGCCACCGAUCCGGCAUGCAGAACCUGACUGAGUUUAUCGGCAGCGAGCCUUCCAAAAAACGCAAGCGGAGGACCUCUUUCACCCCGCAGGCGCUCGAGAUCCUCAACAGCCACUUUGAGAAGAACACGCACCCCUCCGGACAGGAAAUGACGGAAAUAGCGGAGAAGCUGAACUAUGACAGGGAGGUGGUGCGUGUCUGGUUCUGCAACAAGAGGCAAGCCUUGAAAAACACAAUAAAGCGCUUGAAACAGCCCGACCUCGGCCCGGCUGCGCCGAUGGACCCUCUCACCGAUUCUCUAGAGGAGCUCCCGAAAUGAGCGAGCUGGAGUCGAGCUGGAGUGGAAAAGUGGCAGCCAUUAAAAACAAACAAACAAACAGACAAACAAAGGUGGAUGAACUCAUCUUUGACACGAGAACGGACGGACAGUCGAUGAGUUUGCAAACAAAAACUAUGUGUUGUCAGUGUGAUUACCACAGCUAUGUAAAUGACUUGGCGAAACCAAAAACAUGAAAAAAGAGAUUAAUAUCUGAAGAAUUGUGUACAAACAUAAACGGUGUGCUGUUUCAAAGAGUUUUAGAUUCUGGCCUCACUGACCAGACUAUCGCCCAAAUUUUGGUUCCCGCGAGGAGGGAUUUAGUAAAGAGAUCAUACCAAAUCAAAACACUAUUUACCAAAGUCUGUUGCAUCUGAGUACUAAGAAUAAUUUUGUAAUGUAAAUGUGCUCUAAAUUUUUACAUUUGUACUGGCAGAUCUAAGCUAUAUGUGUGAGGUUGAGUAUACAUUUUAUCUUUGUCUCGCUUACUUUUUUCUUCAUUGUUUGUAUGUAAAUAUCUUUAAAAAACAAAAAAGAAAAUUGAAAUCACACACACACACACACACGAAAACAAAAAAAAAAGUAUCUUUGCUGUUAAACAAUUGCAUAAUAAUGUUGUUUGCCUCUGAUUUGUGUUUCAUCUGCAGAUAUUUUCAGUCACGGUGUAACUUUGUACAACUUUUACAGGUAUUUAUUAUUAAUAAUAACGAUGAUGAUCUCAUGAGAUUGUUUCAGAGCGUAAACUUUCACGUGACGACGAUGGUGACGGUGUGAUGGGUUUCUGUCAAGUUUACCGCAGCUUUGUUUUGAGCUACUGUGUCAUUCUGUUGCCAAAGCCUGAUAGCCAAAGAACACAUAAAAUUCAGCUCAAGGACUGGUGAACAUUUCAACUUUUCAUUUAUUUGUUGCUUCACUUUUUCUUCCCCUCUCUUCUGUUUCACUCUGUGGGUCGACAAAAAAAGAGACGCUAUCAUGUCAAACUGCUGUUAUUCCCUCAUCACGCCUAAGAUAGAAAAUAUGUUGGAUGACGUUUUCUUUUAAUUUGCCUCUGCAUGCUCCGACACAAACCACACGAAGGAGGAUUAUUAAAGAUGAACUUCACCAGAUCGAGCCCCAAAAAAAUUUACAUGCAUCUAUUUUCUGCAGCCGCUUAUCCUCAUCAGGGUCGCCAGGGGACUUUAGCGAGAGUUGCCACUUCAUCACAGGGCACAUAAAGACACCUACGGGCAAUUUAGAACCACCAAUUAACCUGUUACGUGCCUGUCUUUGGACUGUGGGAGGAAGUACCCCGACAGCACUAACCAUUGCAUUACUGUGGCGCCCAAAAACUGACAUAAUCUGAAUUUUGCUGACGAUUAACGUUAUUUUACACGUUAAACCCUUUAAUUAAACCCUGAAAUUAAGUUAUCGUCUGAUUAUUGAAGCCUGAUUGUUGCCACUGAUCAAACAAACCACUGAGCUCAUUCCAGUUCAGCUGUUUUAUAACCUUAGAUGUGCUUUUUCCUUAAUAUUCUGCACUCCACGCUGCUAAAUGAAGGUUUACAGAUGUUACAAUCAACCUUUUUAGAUGAUUUUAUUCAUUUUUCCUGCAGUAAAACACUUAAAAAUGUUAAUUUUAACAGUAUUUUGUGUUACCAAACUCUUCACUUGAUUUUAACUUGUGAGAAAUGUUAAUAUUUUUCCUCCGCGGACCAUCAAAUAGUUUCCUUUCACACACACACACACGCAAAAAAAAAAAAAAACCCUCAAGAGGUGAAUCUUGAGAAUAAGUGUCACAUGUCAGAACGAGUGAACUUAAUUUGAAGUGAGGUGAAAUUUGAUGCAAUUUAUUCGGAGAUCACGUGUCUGCUCGAUAUCUGUCCUUCCAUGUCACAUUGGUUAUCUCAGACUUUUAGACUCUCGGUCCCCUGUGCACUGCUGUGUUCUUCUUCACUGCCUGUAAAACACUUAGACGCACACACACA